ACGCGUUUUCAAUCCGAGCUUGCUGUGUCGCCGUGAGUCCCCCCGGGCGGCAGGGGGCGCUCUCUCACGGGCUCGGCGCGCUCGCUGGCGGCGCGCUGUGUGUUUGUGCAACUGGGACAAAGAUGGCGGACAGCAGCGGCUACGAGUCGGUGAUCUGUGUGAAGCCGGAGGUUCACGUCUAUCGCAUCCCGCCCAGGACCUCCAACCGCGGGUACAGGGCGGCCGACUGGAAGCUGGAUGAGCCGGCCUGGACGGGCCGCAUGAGGAUCACCUCCAAGGGGAAGAUGGCCUAUAUCAGACUGGAGGACANNNCCCCAGGGGAGCUGUUUGCCCAGGCGCCAGUGGAGCAGUACCCCGGCAUCGCAGUGGAGGGCGUCGCCGACUCCAGCCGCUAUUUUGUGGUGCGGAUUGAGGAUGGCAGUGGGCGCCACGCGUUCAUUGGGAUCGGGUUUGCGGAUCGUGGCGACUCCUUCGACUUCAAUGUGGCUCUGCAGGACCACUUCAAGUGGGUGCGGAAGGAGGGGGAACUGGCCCGGGAGGAAGCCAGUCAGAGCUCUGUGCCCAAGCUGGACCUGGGCUUCAAGGAGGGGCAGACCAUCAAGAUCAACAUCGGGAACAUGAAGAGGAAGGAGAAGGAUGGGGCUCCUGCCGCGGCCAGGUCUCGCCCAGCUGGCAGCGGGCUGCUGCCCCCACCCCCAGGGGUGAAGGGGGCUGGGUCCCACCCCACUCCAGGAGCAGAGGCAGUACAGCCCCCCAGCACAGAUUUUGACCUGGGGCCCCCCACAGUGCAGCCCAGCGGCGGGACAUCAGGUGACCUCUGGGGUGACUUCACCGCAGCCCCCAGCUCCGGCUCCAGUCAGGACUCUUUCGGCCCAGGAUGGGUGCAGUUCUAACGCCCCUCCCUCCUCACCCAUCUCUCCAUCUCCUUGCCUUCCUCCUGUCACCUCCCUCUUUCUCCUCCUCUCAAGCCUACAUUCCCAGAGGAUAAGGAGGGAGGGGGGCAGUCGACACUCUGGCCCUCGUGCUGCCCCCCCAGUGGGCUGAACCAGGAAGAGCCUGUGAAUCGAGAGGACCCAAGAUCCUCAGGUUGGGGCCGUAGCAGAGGACAAGCGCUCACCUGUCCAGCCCACCUGGCGUUCAUGUACCCAGUGAUGGCUUUUAGUAAUGGUAAUAAUUCCUGUGUUUAUAUAGUGCCUUGCAUCCCAAAGAAUCUCAAAGUGCUUUACUUGUGGAAGGAGACCCACUUCAUCCCCACUGCAGUGCAGAGAGAAACUGCCGCACCAGCUGAAUGAACAGAGAACUCUAGGAAAACCAGCCUGGACAGGAAUUUGACCAGGACUCUGGGGAUAAAACCCUACUGUAGGAACGGUCAUGGGAUCCUUAAUGACCAGGUAGUCAGGACGUCAGCUGUAGCGCCUCCUACAGUGUAGUGUCCCGGGUCACCGCACUGGGGCAUCGGUAUGGUCCAGAGGGAAGAGCGCCCCCUACUGGUCCAGCUAUGGCUAUCACAGCAACAUCCUGGCUUUCCUUCGAGGUCUCCCGCCCUGUCCUGCCCAGGCCCAGCGCUGCGGAGCUCCAGGGCUCUUUAACUGCCGACCAGCUCUGUGUGUUUCUGCCCUCUUUCUCCGUGGCUGUUUUUACUGCCUGUUCUCCUGCCCCCCCCCCCCUUCACAUUCCACGGGGGCCGGAGUGGCGACAGACCUCGUCUCUGCGGGACCCAGCUUCAGCCAAGUUCUGAGGGCCAGACGCGUCACACAGACAGCUGCUCCUCCGUCAGGCCAGGAGGCGCCUGCCAGGCACAGGCACAGCCCUGGAGCAGCAGGGAAACAGCAACGUGCUGCUCUGUGUGUACUGGAUAUGUGUGUAUCUGCCCCCAUGUCUAUCUGCCCCCUGUCUGUAUCUGCCCCCUGUGGAUCUGCUCUACCUUAGAGGAAGAGGGGGAUUCUGGGAUGGGAUGAUGCUGAGGUCAAUUGAGGAAAUAGGAGCCCUUUCGGUUACGUAAUAGGCAAACAAGCAUUGAUUGUGUAAAUGGGGAUCAAUUAAGAAAUUAAAAUUCAGUUACUUAAUGAUGGACGGGUUACAGUAUCGAUAGGACUGGUGCCCUGUACUGGACAGGACUGGAUGUGCCUGGUGUCACUGGAUGUGUCCUUUCUGCGGAGCUGCUGCUGUGACUGCGUGUCAGUGAGACUCCGGUCCGCAGCUGGCUGGUCUGCUCCGGGUUCUCCACACUGCCAGGCUCUGCUGAUCUGCACAGAAUAUGUCUUGAUUUUUUUUUUGUUAUUGUCAUUUUGCAAGGAAGAGCUAGUUUAUGAUAUUUUGUUACAUUUAUACAUAUUUUUCUCAUUGGAGUGUGUGUGUGAAUUCAGACAGUGCAGAUAAUCUUUUUUUACUUUUGUAAUGCAUGAAAAAUUGGGGAGUGGGGAGGACCAGCAGUGACCGCGCUGGGCCCUGCAACUGACCACACGCUGCACACUUCCUCGGUAAGGAGAACGUGUCCAUCUUUAAUACUGGGGUCAACACCCCAAGAGGAAGGAUCUGUCUCCUACUCCUUUAUAAGUGCAGCCUGUCCCAGAAUCCCAGUGAUCCGCUUUCCGAACAGUCCCGCAGAUCCAGGGGCUGUCAGUGAGGUGUUGGAUGUUUUUCUGUCUUUGUAAAGUGUCCUUAUUCUGCACCGCCCUGCCCUGCAGAGGCGUCCUCUCUGGGCCUGUGGGGGGCGGGAGAGGAGCCUCUCUAAGUGCCUUCUGUCGUUACAAACCAGCCGUUUGAAUGUAAAACUGUUCUUUGUAAAUAAAGAUUUUGUUUUACCUGUCAA
Messenger RNA from Lepisosteus oculatus (spotted gar), 2812 nucleotides. The record is from RefSeq and is a predicted model, not a curated record. Lineage: Eukaryota; Metazoa; Chordata; Actinopteri; Semionotiformes; Lepisosteidae.